Messenger RNA from Daldinia loculata, 201 nucleotides. RefSeq lists its product as uncharacterized. The transcript is spliced from 4 exons. The record is from RefSeq and is a predicted model, not a curated record. Lineage: Eukaryota; Fungi; Ascomycota; Sordariomycetes; Xylariales; Hypoxylaceae. The coding region runs from base 1 to 201 and encodes 66 amino acids.
AUGGCAUCUAGAGGAAAUCUUACGCCACGGACCAUCAUGGCACCUGCAGCGGCAUUCACCAUGGCAUGUGUCUUAUUUGCUUACACACGGUCUUCCAUAAAAGAAGCUAGACGUAAUGCCCAACACGAACGGGAUCAGAGACGCCAGUCAGGCGGGCCAAGCGGCGGCGGCGGCGGCGGCAGCAGCAGCAAGGGAGAAUAA